Chelonoidis abingdonii (Abingdon island giant tortoise) is the source of this 906-nucleotide messenger RNA. RefSeq names its product paraneoplastic antigen Ma1-like. The record is from RefSeq and is a predicted model, not a curated record. Lineage: Eukaryota; Metazoa; Chordata; Testudines; Testudinidae.
AUGAAUAUUAACCCUAAGAACUGUCUUCUGGUAACAGGGAUACCAGAGGCAGUUGAUGAGGGCUCAAUAGAAUCUAUUUUAAGGGCAGCCACUGAGUGCCUGAAUAAGUGCAAAAUGCAUAGGUGCAUGUUCAUGAGGGAGGAGGAGGCUUUCCCAGUACUGUGUGAGCUACCAGUGGCUGUGGACCUUUUACAGGUUCCAAGCGAGAUAGCAGUGGAAGAUGGUGCGUGGAAGCUAAAAGCCAUUGGGAGCCAGUCUCCACCAGCUUCUGCCUCCAAUGUAGAGUUUUUAAAGAAAAUGUCAGCCUUUCUGGGGAAAGAGGUAAAAACCUUGGCCGACAUGCUGGGUCUGUUGGGCUUUGAUCCAAGAGCUGCAUGCCUGAUGAGUGGGCAAAGGCUUUGGGGAAAAACAUUAGAAAAGGUUGUGCAGCCCCACCCUGAAUCAAGCCCCUAUUGUAAACUAAGGUUAUUUUCUGGAGGUCCCACUCAAAUACCUAGGGAAGAAGGGUUUGAACCCUGGCUGGAACACACCACUGAAAUGCUGCAGGAGUGGGCAGUACCUGGUGCUGUGAAGAGAAGGCAUCUAGUAGAGUGCCUGAGGGACCAAGCACUAGAUGUAAUUCGCACCUUGACACUCAGUAAACCUGCGGUCUGGGUGAAGGUCUCCUUCGUGGCCCUUGAUCACGCCUUUGGGAGAGCUGAGGGCUCGGAGGAUAUUUAUUGCAAGUUCCUUAAUGCCACGCAACGAAAGGGUGAGAAGGUUUCUGUCUAUAUACAGAGGUUUGAGAAAUUAUUACAGAGAGCCAUCAUGAGGGGAGCACUGGCUGUUGAGCAAAUGGACCAGACUAGAUUGGCUCAGAUUGUGAGAGGAGUUCAAUACCAGAACCCAAUACUACUCCACCUUUGA